This is a messenger RNA of Anguilla anguilla (European eel), 2499 nucleotides long. RefSeq names its product protein tyrosine phosphatase non-receptor type 6 (gene ptpn6). Gene Ontology annotation, biological process: protein dephosphorylation. Bases 414 to 2183 code for a protein of 589 amino acids. NCBI's taxonomy places the organism in Eukaryota, Metazoa, Chordata, Actinopteri, Anguilliformes, Anguillidae. Gene Ontology annotation, molecular function: protein tyrosine phosphatase activity. The transcript is spliced from 15 exons. The record is from RefSeq and is a predicted model, not a curated record.
GAAUUUGAGCGCGGGGGGUACACGGCCAUGCCAGAGGAGAAACUGGCCUAUACUGACUUCUUUCAGCAGACAGACAGGCAAUUGCGAUAAUUGAAGAAAAUUACAGGGUGGGAGGAGAGAGCAGUGUAAUUUAGCCAAGCAGAUAACUUAUCAGCACAAACGCUGCAAAAUAAGCUACGGCGGUCGAGGUUUUUAACCGCUCGUGCUGGACACUGCAAUAUAUUUUAACUAACAGUUUUCAGGAUAUGCGUUAACGUAACGACACUCCAUCUCAACCCAAUAAUAAGCAAAGAAAAGUAAACAGUCGAAAACAUUUCUAUUCGGCUCGUUACCUGUCGCUGAAAGGUUCGCUUUAACUGAGAGAAUAUAUUCUACGACUACGACGUCAGUAGCAGAGGGGCGGAGCAUCGACAAUGGCUUGCGGGUGGUUCCAUAGAGACCUGUCGGGCGUGGACGCCGAGUCCAUGCUGAAGGCGCGGGGGGUCCACGGCAGCUUCCUGGCCCGGCCCAGCAAGAAGAACCAGGGCGACUUCUCCCUCUCCGUCAGAGUGGGGGACAUGGUGACCCACAUCCGCAUACAGAACACGGGGGACUACUACGACCUGUACGGGGGGGAGAAGUUCGCCACCCUGUCGGAGCUGGUGGAGUACUACACCGUGGAGCACGGCACCCUGCAGGACAGGGACGGCACCCUCAUCGAGCUCAAGUACCCCUUCAACUGCUCCGACCCCACCAAUGAGAGGUGGUAUCACGGUCACCUGUCUGGCACAAAUGCUGAGAAGUUGCUAUGGGAACGGAAAGAGCCCGGAACCUUCCUGGUGCGAGAGAGCCUCUCGAAACCUGGGGACUUUGUGCUCUCUGUCCUGACCGAGGAUCCAUGCAAGGGACCAAGCAACAGCAAAAAGAGGGUCUCACAUAUCAAAAUAAUGUGCCAGGAUGACAGAUACACGGUGGGUGGGUCGGAGAUGUUUGAAACGCUGACCGACCUGGUGGAGCAUUUCAAAAGAAAGGGCAUCGAGGAACUGUCUGGGACGUGGGUGUACCUCAAACAGCCGUACUACUCAACCAGAGUUAACGCGGCAGACAUCGACAACAGAGUGAAGAUUCUGGGUCAGACUGUGGAUGGAGAGGACGAAGGAGGAAGUGAGAAAAAGAGUAAAGCUGGCUUCUGGGAAGAGUUUGAUCACCUUCAGAAGCAGGAGGCGAAGCUGAAAAAGAGCCGCGAGGAAGGAAUGAGACCAGAGAACAAGAGCAAAAAUCGAUACAAGAACAUACUUCCCUUUGACGAAACCAGGGUGGUACUGGAUUCUGGUGACCCAUCUGUCAUUGGCUCUGACUACAUCAAUGCCAACUACGUCAGAAAUAAAUUGAGGGAACCUGAGGACCAGAAGGUCUACAUUGCCACACAAGGUUGCCUUGCUACAACUGUAAACGAUUUCUGGCAGAUGGUGUGGCAGGAAAAUACAAGGGUUAUUGUCAUGACAACGAGGGAGGUGGAGAAGGGCCGGAACAAAUGUGUGCCAUAUUGGGCUGAGGUUGAGGGGUCCAAGGAAGUUGGUCGGUAUGUAGUCUGCUGUCGUCAUGAGAAAGAUGCCACAGACUAUAAGAUUCGGAUUCUGGAACUCACACCCCUCGACCAGUCGGAAUCGCCUCGUGAGAUCUGGCACUACCAGUACCUCAGCUGGCCUGACCAUGGCGUGCCACAGGAUGCUGGAGGUGUGUUGAGCUUCCUAACUCAGGUCAACAACAAACAGAUGGAGUUCCCCGGCGCUGGGCCUAUGGUCGUACAUUGCAGUGCUGGAAUAGGCCGGACUGGUACCAUAGUGGUCAUUGACAUGCUGGUAGACACCAUCGAUACUAAAGGCCUGGACUGUGACAUCGACGUCCAGAAGAGCAUCCAGAUGGUGAGGGAGCAGCGGUCCGGCAUGGUGCAGACAGAGGCCCAGUACAAGUUCAUCUACCUAGCCGUGUCUCAGUACAUCGAUGCCACCAAGACUAAGAUGCAGGCCAGCGGGAACACGGAAACGGAGUACGGAAACUUGUCCCUGCAGGCCAAGCCAAAAGCCACCCGGAAAGUUUCUAAGAAUAAAGAAGAGGUAUACGAGAACCUGGCAAAGGGGAAGAAAGACGUCAAGAAGCAAAAAUCAGAGGAGAAGAAGAGUGGUUCUGUGCGAAAGAGAUAAUCCUGGAAAAAUAAGAUAACGGAGUCUAUUGUAUAACUAUCAUGAAGAGUUUGUUCUUGUGGUUUCGUUUUAUUUCGGAUGAGCUAAGCUUUACUUUUUAAAAUUAAUUAAUUUCACUUUGUAUUUAAAACUUUUUUUUCAAUGUCCUUCCCAAAUGGCUAAUGUAUAUGGAAUGGGAUUUGGAGAAAACAUGCACAAUAAAUUGCAUACCUGCCAGCCUACUCUGCCAUCACAGAAGAAGAGAAAAAAAAAAUCAGCAUUGUUUAGUGAGACACUGCUUGUGUUGUAAAGAAUAAAGUAAGAAAUAUAAGUGGUC